Mucor mucedo is the source of this 844-nucleotide messenger RNA. RefSeq lists its product as uncharacterized. The transcript has a single exon. The record is from RefSeq and is a predicted model, not a curated record. The annotation marks the transcript as partial. Lineage: Eukaryota; Fungi; Mucoromycota; Mucoromycetes; Mucorales; Mucoraceae.
UCAAAAAGUCUGUUAAACAGUUUUAGCGAACGGAAUUCUCUAUAUAUAAUUCCCUCUAAUAACUUUCUCGCCAGUCACUUGGUCUAUAUUUAACAACCGACUUCAAUCUUAUUUUAUGGUGGAGUAGCUGCUUCUUUUCCUGCGCCCUACAACUCUAUAACUUCUAUAACUCUAUAACUUCUAUAACUUCUAUAACUCUAUAGCUCUAUAACUAUAUCGCACUUAUCUCUCAUACAUACCUACCCUAUGUCUGAUUUUACCACGCCCAACCCAUCUGUGCCCAAUGUACCUGAAACCUCCCAAGAAGUCAAUUCUCUGGCUGCCUUGUUAGCUGAACAACGGGUUAACAACACUGCUCUGGUCUCACCUUAUACCAAAGGCCAAGAUAUCACUUCUUGGAUCAAGCAAUUUCAUCUCUCAGCCAAAGCCCUUGGUAUGUGUAGCGCCGGCUCUCGCAACAUGCAAAUGCUGAAAUAUUUGCCCCAGGAGGCUACCGAUUGGCUUAUGCGUGUCGCAGACCUCUCUAGCGCCGCUGAUGUUAAAGCUAAACUAGAAAGCGUCUAUGGAAUCGAUCCGCUUGUUCAGAAAUCUCUGUGUCGCCGACGUUCGGAAGCGCUUCAACAAGGACAACGCCGUGUUGCUGAAUAUAAAAUGCAUUUUGAGACUAUCGUGGCUGACUUUCCUGAAGAUAGCACCCUCUCCGACGAUGUAUUUCGACACAUCUUCUUCAGUAACCUUCGACCUGAACUUCGUUCCGCCCUUCUCGGUAUCAUCGAUCCAGCAGAUACUUGGAAAACACUGGCUGCUGCUGCUGCUAUUCGUGAGAAUGUCCUGUUCCUUGGCA